Messenger RNA from Cucurbita pepo subsp. pepo (vegetable marrow), 870 nucleotides. RefSeq names its product VQ motif-containing protein 4. The record is from RefSeq and is a predicted model, not a curated record. NCBI's taxonomy places the organism in Eukaryota, Viridiplantae, Streptophyta, Magnoliopsida, Cucurbitales, Cucurbitaceae.
CUGAGCUCUUCUUGAAACCCAUCCAUGAAAAUCUCUCCAAGGCCUCAUCAAAAGUCCACCACCACCACCACCGCCGCCGCCGCCAAUGGGCUUCAACCACCACCGCCGCCGUCUCCAACGACCAGAAUCACGAACAGAUCCGAAUCUGCAAACCCGUACCCGGCCACUUUCGUCCAAGCCGAUACCUCCUCUUUCAAAGAAGUAGUUCAAAUGCUGACCGGAUCGCCCGAAACCGCGAAGCAAAUAUCCACACCCAAAACCCAUAUCCCUCCGAUUAAAUCCAUCCCCAAACGCCAACACUCCACGUUCAAGCUGUACGAGCGUAGAAAUCUGCUCAAUAACUUCCAAAUCAGUCCUGUUUUUGCCUCUCUUACUGCCGGAUUCUCCCCCAGAAAUUACCCCGAAAUUCUCUCCCCCACCAUGCUGGAUUUCCCAACCCUCGUCCUCAGCCCCGUCACGCCGCUCAUUCCCGACCCCUUCCGCCGAUCGCAGCCGUUGAAUUGUGAACCGUCCAACAACAUCACUAUUAAUCCGCCGGUGGAUGAACAAGCCGAAGCUAAAGCCAUUAGAGAAAAGGGAUUUUACUUGCACCCAUCGCCGGCCACCACCCCCAGGGAAUCGGAGCCGCAGCUCUUGCCUCUGUUUCCAGUCACUUCCCCUGGAGAUCAACCAGCUCCACCUCGCUCUUCUGCAUCUUGAAUUCAAUGGGAAUUUAACCUUUCAAUUUAAUGUUCUUCAUUUUUUUUUCUUUUUCCAAUUUUUCUUCAAUGUCUUGGAAUUUUGAAUCAGUAAUACUGAGCAUAGGAGAACACAAAAAUCUGUAAUGCCGUUUAUUUGCAGAGAAUUCAAUGAAAAAUCCCUUUGCUCCAA